AUGUCGCUGGCGAGCUGGUUAGACGGCGUGAACAAGAAACACGCGAAUACGGUGUACGCGUCGCCAGAGCUGGAUAGGGAGUAUCGCAGCAUCCGCAGACGCCGUUCGAAGAGCCUGGGCGAUGUAGGGGGGAAGAGUGUUAUGGAGGACACAGUAUCCACAGGAUCCACACCUGCCACACCACUCACACCCUCCAAACCGCGACAUAUUCAAAUCCCUCAGUCAAAUUUCAAUCCGCGGGAUAAUACGCCAUCCAAGUGGUCCGGAGGCGCGGGAUUGAAGACGCCGACACCGACGACGAACCGAACACCCAGAACACCUAAAACACCUAAAACAGUAAAUUCUCCGAGGUCUCCGAGGUCUCCACACGCACACGCAUACACACACUCCUGGACGCAGAACAGAGUCGUAGGCGCAUCUCUCUUCUCCAACACCUCUGCCAUCCCCUCGCCCAAAGAGAGAGGUAUUCCAGUAUCGCCGAAUGUUUCAUCCAAGAGACGCGCCGAACGCAGCGAACGCGUCGAGUAUCCAGGCUUUGCAGAGGCUGUCAAUGACGGCAGGAGACACAGACCACCCGUCGUCAGCCACCACAGCGAUGUUUUUGGUAUAGCGAGGAAAGGUGGCAAGCUGAGUGCUGCAAACACAGCUUGCGACAGUGAGGAAGAUAAGGAGGAUACGUCUGCGAGAAGAGCAUCUCUGCGCAGGUCAUCAUCAAUGAACAGCAAGAGUAGAACUGGCGGUGACGGUGACAUUGGGAAUUGCAAUAGCACUAGCAAUAAGGUCACAUACACCCACACCAACACCUCUCAGUACCCCAUCCAAGAAAAAAAAACGGACAAAGAAAAAGGACCUGUAAUGAGAGCGCGUCAACCGAAUGUCCUGAGAAGAUGGCAGCCGGAGAGUGCAGAGGGGAGCGGCCAGAGAGGGACAGGCGCGCGGAAGGUAUCGCCCUCACUGCGACAGCUGAAAACACGUUCGUUGCCAACCUAUCCAACUUACUCAAUGGGUGAAAUGAGUGGGAUGACUCAAGGCGAGAGAAACAGCCAUGUACACAAUGUACACAACACGCUCACCUCAGGUCAUUCUAACACUCACACACCCGCGCGCGCAACUGAAAACAGCACCCCCAACGACGCAGACAGCGAGGCUGGAAAUGUCUCACAGUCGAGUCUGGUGGAGUUGGAGGUGAGCGAGGGUGAGGAUGCAACGCAGUUUGACCUAGCGACGACGCCACGCCGCGAUAUUUUCAGCAGCCUGAGCGACAGAAGCAACACUACCAGCGCGCUUAACGCACUCAGCAACACCCACAACCCUGCACAGCUGUUCCCGCACGUCGUCGCUCCAAAGCCGCUGCAUGUGCACGUAGGCAACCCCCUCGGACGUAUAGAGGAGGAGGCGAAUGUGGUGCAAGUGCACAGGCCGCUGCCGGUGCAGCCCAAAAGGGUAGAGGAGGUGUCACAUGGGAGUGUGAGUGCGGCUAUGGGUAUGGGUAUAUCAAAUGCACUAAGUGCACGGAAUACACAGAAUGCGCCAAAAACAGACAUUCAAUCACACCUUUCACAGCUAUCACCCCUCUCUCCCAACAGAGGAAGACCACUGCCUUCUCCACACGGAAGCAACACCAACAGCCCGCUUGCAUCACCUAACCUACCAACACCAAGACACGCAGCUCUGCCAACUCCUCCACCUUCUUCUCACGCCAUUGGCGCCUUCGCGGACGCUGUGCAAGCUAACCACCAAAGCAACCCGCUCAGACCUUCGCGCAGCUAUAAACCAACGUUGAGUAGACGCUUCAAAACACACGUACUAGAUUGA
Molecule: messenger RNA, 1815 nt
Organism: Wallemia ichthyophaga EXF-994
Lineage: Eukaryota; Fungi; Basidiomycota; Wallemiomycetes; Wallemiales; Wallemiaceae
Exons: 3
Coding region: 1-1815 (604 amino acids)
Source: RefSeq, a predicted model, not a curated record